Molecule: messenger RNA, 1275 nt
Organism: Erigeron canadensis
Lineage: Eukaryota; Viridiplantae; Streptophyta; Magnoliopsida; Asterales; Asteraceae
Product: transcription factor SPATULA-like
Exons: 7
Coding region: 33-1052 (339 amino acids)
Cellular component (GO): nucleus
Molecular function (GO): protein dimerization activity
Source: RefSeq, a predicted model, not a curated record
UGUAACUUGAUAUAGUAUAGUAAUAAAAAUAUAUGGCAAACAACAAUAUGUAUGAUGAGACGACACCAAUCAUUUGUUGUUCUUCUUCAUCUAACAUCAAUUAUUCCCAACCAGCAGCUGAAACCACCGAUGACAUCUCUUUGUUCCUCCGACAAAUCCUUCUUAAAUCAUCUUCAUCCUUAACAACAACAUCUCAUUCUUGGCCAUCUAUUGUUACAACUACUACUACUACUACUACUAAACAAACACAAUGUGAAAUGCCACCACUUCAACCCGUUUAUCCAUCCGGGUUACCCGUUCCUAACCGGAUCCCCACUCUUGGUUGUUCUUCAACAGCUGGUGGUCAUUAUCACCCUUUGGCAAAUCUAAUGCCAUAUGUCUCUUCUUCGACGACGACUAAUAUUGAUAAUAAUAAUAAUAAUAAUAAUAAUGACUUUGAUGAAUAUGAUAAUGAAAGUACUGAGGAGGGUGGUUUUGAAAAUAUGAUGGAAGAAAUGUCGACAAAAUCCAACACUACUAGCCGUAACCCAUCCAAACGAACUAGAGCUGCCGAGGUUCACAAUAUGUCAGAAAAGAGGAGGAGAAGCAGGAUAAAUGAGAAAAUGAAGGCCUUACAAAAACUAAUUCCAAAUUCCAAUAAGACGGAUAAGGCGUCAAUGUUGGAUGAAGCCAUUGAAUAUCUCAAGCAGCUUCAACUCCGAGUUCAGAUGUUAACAAUGCGGAACGGAAUUAAUCUAUAUUCCAUGUCCCAACCACCGGUAGUUCUUCAGCCUAACCAUCUUCCUAAUUCAAGAAUCGGCUUAAAUGAAAGAAACGAAACCAUAAACAUGGCGUCGAUGAACCAAGAAAUGUAUACAAAUCCCAUGCUUAGUCUCCCAAUUCAUUGCACAAACCGAGGCCCACCACAACCAACGUUACUUGAUUUUUCACACAUAAUCAAUCGGCCAGAACCUUCAUCUCCUUUAGCGGAAUGUUUGAUGAGUAGCAAUGAAUCUAAGGUGGCUCAAAUAUUAAUGCAUUCGCAACACGAACGGGGGUUGCACCGGAAAUGAAUAUCUUGUGAGGAUACAGAGAUGUGAAAAUGCCACUUUUAAGUCAUGAAGUUGAGCUCGAUCUUUUUAACUGUUAUGGUAUUCUGUACUAUGAUUUCAAGGUGGUGUCAAUAUGUUUGCUUUGUUAUAUUGUAUUACCUUGAAUGAUGAUGGUGAAGUUUUUGACUUUUUUCCAUGGUUGAGUUGAAUUUGACUAAUGAAAGACUUUAGAUGAAUUAAUUAA